GUUCCCAUACAAUUAUUUGUUUAAUAAAGUAACAACGGCUUCUUCUUCUUUUUUAAGGGAAAAUUCAACGGUCAAUUUAUAGACACUUGAAGAGUUGAAGGGAAGUUUCUUUGAUAGCGAUCUCAUCCUCUUUAUUACUUUUAAAUGGAAUUAACUUGUUUUUAUCACUUAUAUGAACCAAUAUAAGCCAAGUUUCCUAGUGUUUUUUGAAUUGUUAAAUUGAUAGUGUUUACAUGUUUAAACCAGAGAUAAAUUUUGAAGUUCCUCUGAUUCCCAUUGUUGGGGAUGGCUUUUGCUUCCCUUACCUUGUGAACUUAACUGUGAAGAAGAAAGUCCUUGGACUCUCACAUAUAGACAUAGAUGUGUUGGAUGAUACUGGGAAUUCCCUUCUACAAGGUGAUGGAAAAGUUUGGCAUCUAAGGAAGAAAAAGAGAAUCAUUACUGAUCCUGCUGGUUUACCCCUCCUUACUCUGCGCGAAAAGACACUUUCAUGGCGUAAUACGUGGAAAGUUUAUCGUGGGGAGAGUUCAGACAGAAAUGAUGUGCUCUACACAGUUAAAAGAUCAAGCACAAUUCAAAUGAAAAUGCAACUUGAUGUGUUCUUGGCUAGCAAUGUCAAUGGAGAGAUCUGUGAUUUCCAUGUAAAGGGAUCUUUCACCAAUCAGUCUUUCAAAGUUUACAAAAGGGACACUUUAAUCGCUGAGGUGAAAGAGAGAUUCAAACUUGGAAGCUUCUUCAAAGGAAGAGAAAAUUUUGAAUUAAGAGUUUAUCCUGGUGUGGAUUAUGCAUUUAUCGUCUCGAUAUUGAUAAUAUAUAACGAAAUAUACGGGGAAGGAUAGGAGUUUUAUCUCCAUACGCUAUACAAAUUGGCAGGUUUUUGUGUCAAAAUCCACAUCUAGGACCUGGAAAUAUAGGAAUUUUGCCUUUUUUAAGGAUGUAUAUAGAUCAGUUUUUUGCU
This is a messenger RNA of Lycium ferocissimum, 958 nucleotides long. RefSeq names its product protein LURP-one-related 14-like. Bases 234 to 839 code for a protein of 201 amino acids. The transcript is spliced from 3 exons. Lineage: Eukaryota; Viridiplantae; Streptophyta; Magnoliopsida; Solanales; Solanaceae. The record is from RefSeq and is a predicted model, not a curated record.